Molecule: messenger RNA, 1502 nt
Organism: Rhinolophus ferrumequinum (greater horseshoe bat)
Lineage: Eukaryota; Metazoa; Chordata; Mammalia; Chiroptera; Rhinolophidae
Gene: NKX2-5
Product: NK2 homeobox 5
Exons: 2
Coding region: 102-1079 (325 amino acids)
Biological process (GO): regulation of transcription by RNA polymerase II; cell differentiation
Cellular component (GO): nucleus
Molecular function (GO): RNA polymerase II cis-regulatory region sequence-specific DNA binding; DNA-binding transcription factor activity, RNA polymerase II-specific
Source: RefSeq, a predicted model, not a curated record
GGGCGGGCGGGCAGCGGGCACCAUGCAGAGAGGCUGCCAGGGACCGUGGGCAGCGCUGCUCUCUGCCGCCCACCUGGUGCUGUGAGAGGCGCGCUGCCACCAUGUUCCCCAGCCCUGCGCUCACGCCCACACCGUUCUCGGUCAAAGACAUCCUGAACCUGGAGCAGCAGCAGCGCAGCCUGGCCGCCGGGGAGCUCUCGGCGCGCCUAGAGGCCACCCUGGCGCCUGCCUCCUGCAUGCUGGCCGCCUUCAAGCCCGAGGCCUACGCCGGGCCAGAGGCCGCGGCGCCCGGCCUCCCCGAUCUGCGCGCGGAGCUGGGCCCCGCGCCCUCACCCGCCAAGUGUGCGCCUACCUUCCCAGCCGCCCCUGCCUUCUAUCCGCGUGCCUAUAGCGACCCCGACCCCGCCAAGGACCUUCGAGCCGAAAAGAAAGAGCUGUGCGCGCUGCAGAAGGCGGUGGAACUGGAUAAGCCGGAGACCGACAUCGCGGAGCGACCCCGGGCGCGACGGCGAAGGAAGCCGCGCGUGCUCUUCUCGCAGGCGCAGGUCUACGAACUGGAGCGCCGCUUCAAGCAGCAGAGGUACCUGUCGGCCCCCGAGCGCGACCAGCUGGCCAGCGUGCUGAAGCUCACAUCCACGCAGGUCAAGAUCUGGUUCCAGAACCGGCGCUACAAGUGUAAGCGACAGCGGCAGGAUCAGACUCUGGAGCUGGUGGGGCUGCCCCCGCCGCCGCCGCCGCCCGCCCGCAGGAUCGCGGUGCCAGUGCUGGUGCGCGAUGGCAAACCCUGCCUCGGGGACUCGGCGUCCUACGCGCCAGCCUACGGCGUGGGCCUCAACCCCUACGGCUAUAACGCCUACCCCGCCUACCCGGGUUACAGUGGCGCGGCCUGCAGCCCUGGCUACAGUUGCACCGCGGCUUACCCGGCCGGGCCCUCCCCGGCGCAGUCAGCUACCGCUGCGGCCGCUGCCAACAACAAUUUCGUGAACUUCGGCGUCGGGGACUUGAAUGCGGUGCAGAGCCCCGGGAUUCCACAGGGCAACUCGGCAGUGUCUACGCUGCACGGUAUCCGAGCCUGGUAGGGAAGGGACCUACCUGGGGCGCCCGACGGAUCCUAUCUCUAGCGAGGGGUACUGACCCUCGAGGGGAGGGAGGGCUCCGGACGCGUGUCUGCAGCCCUCGGAUUUCACAUUCACUCCCGCAGAGGCAUCGGGGCUUUUCCCGCCCCACGUGCCUUUGUCCCCAUACGGGAGAGUUUGUGGCGGAGUUGCAGUAAAUGGUCCCGCAGUCUGGCCCCUUCGCUGUCGGCCCCAGAGUGCACCCCAACAAGCCGAACAGAGGCCAGUUGGGACUGGGAACCCGUCCGGGCGUGCCAGGACUGAGACCUGGCCUCCUUUCCCCAGCGUGGGCCAGGCGCCCGGACCCUUGCUGCCUUGCCGCUGCCCACCCACCGUAUUUAUGUUUUUACCUGUUGCUGUAAGAAAUGAGAAUCCCCUUCCCAUUAA